Equus quagga is the source of this 1776-nucleotide messenger RNA. RefSeq names its product SH2 domain containing 6 (gene SH2D6). The record is from RefSeq and is a predicted model, not a curated record. Gene Ontology annotation, cellular component: cytoplasm. The transcript is spliced from 17 exons. Gene Ontology annotation, biological process: intracellular signal transduction; cell surface receptor protein tyrosine kinase signaling pathway. Lineage: Eukaryota; Metazoa; Chordata; Mammalia; Perissodactyla; Equidae. Bases 1 to 1227 code for a protein of 408 amino acids.
AUGUUCGGGCCACGGUAUCUGACCACUCUCAACGCCCUGCGCCCUCGUGUCAGCUUUACAUGGCAGAGCCAGGUCCCAGGAUUCAUCUCGUCUCCCUCUCUGAAGACUGUGGCCGACUCUAGCCAUGGGGCUCUCUCCCCAGUGCCCCCAGCCCCAUGGCCUCCAAAGCUGCAAGCCACAGCCUUCAUUUCUUCAGUGAACGUCUUCAACAACCAGGACAUCACCAAAGACAAGCUCAGUGGGAGCAAGCCCCGGUUGGGGCCACCCCUUCCACCCCCUAGAGGUGUAGACUCCCCAGCUUGGAGAAAGGAUGCCCCCCACUCAUGUCCUCUGCCUGGCCCAGGGACCUGGAGAUGCAACGUAAAAGAGGAGGAAGAGGAGGAGGAUAAAUAUGAGUUGCCCCCCUGUGAGGCUCUGCCCCUCAGUCUGGCCCCUGCCCACCUUCCUGGCGUGGAAGAGGACUCUUUGUACUUGGAUCACCCCCUGAGCCCAUCCAAGUCACCACUACCGCAGCCUGAGCCCGAGAUGCUGAAGGCAGCACUGAGCCUGCAGGAGGCCGUGAAGCAGGGCUGGCCCGUGGGGAGGAGAGAGCUGGGCGCACCGGCCAGAGUGGUGCCAGGCCCUCCAAAGAAACCUGAUGAGGACGUCUACCUGGAGUGUGAGCCCGAUGCAGUCUCAGCCUUGACUCAGACUCUGAGCUCCCAAGUCCUGACGCCCCCAGUCCCUCUACCUAGGACAUCAGUGGUGCCCAGGCCCACUCCAGCCCCCCAGGAAGCUCGGAAUGGAGCAGCGAAUGCCGCCUCUAAAGCAGGAAGGAGAGCCUCUCUUUCCUCUGUAGCCCCCACCUGGAGCACCUCAGCUGCUGAGGACGGCAGCCUGCUGGGUCAGCCUUGGUACUCGGGGAACUGUGACCGUCAUGCUGUUGAGAGUGCCCUGCUCCGAUUCCAAAAGGACGGGGCCUACACCGUGCGCCCCAGCUCAGGGCCUCAUGGCUCCCAGCCCUUCACCCUGGCAGUGCAUCUCCACGGUCGGGUCUUCAACAUUCCCAUCCGGCAGCUGGAUGGUGGGCGCCACUAUGCCCUGGGCCGGGAGGGCAAGAACCACGAGGAGCUCUUCUCCUCUGUGGCCGCCAUUAUCCAGCACUACAUGCAGCAGCCCCUGCCCCUCGUGGACAGACACAGCGGCAGCCGGCAGCUCACCUGCCUGCUCUUCCCCACCAAGCCCUGACACCACAGCGGAAGUACACACCCACCUCUGGCCCCAUAGUUUGCUCCUUGCCCCGUUUACCUUGGGCUGUCUCCCAGGUCUCCACCCCUCCAGGCCCUCCCUGUCCCUUGCCCCAGUCCCUGCAGGCCCUGAUGAGAGGCAUCGGGAAAGGUUGCCCAGAAACAGAAAGGGCCUCGGAGAUCCCACCCCAUGUUCACCCCGAGCCUGGCAGUGCCACUCGCUGCUGCAUCUCCAAGGCUGGGGAGCAGGGGUCAGGCAGGGCCCCCAUUCCCAGCCCCCAGGAAUGGCUGUGUCUGCCCAUUUACUAGGGCCUCCCAAGCUGCUCUGGAUGAAGUCCUCUUCCGGGAAGCUGAGCCUCAGGGGAACAGCACAGGCACUGCUUGGACACAAAGAGAAUCCUCUCACAUCCUCUUGGUAGCAUAACACACAGCUAGCAUCUGGGAAGGACUUGGUCGCCCUGCACAAAGUUCGCUUUCAAUAAAUAUUUGUUGACUGAAUUCUUGAAUCUGCUGAGCAAAGCAGAAAUGGCCUCCAUGAGGCUCCAAGGCG